Molecule: messenger RNA, 1482 nt
Organism: Aedes albopictus (Asian tiger mosquito)
Lineage: Eukaryota; Metazoa; Arthropoda; Insecta; Diptera; Culicidae
Product: probable methyltransferase-like protein 25
Exons: 2
Coding region: 13-1461 (482 amino acids)
Source: RefSeq, a predicted model, not a curated record
AAACCUAUCAGGAUGGAAGCGGUGCGAGGUCAUUUGGAGCGAUUGGUGGAGGUUUUGAAACCGCAGAUGGAGUUUUUAAACUGCCACAUGGUGGAUUAUUUGGUUAAGGACCACUGGAAGACGUAUAUUCCAGCAAACGUGCGGAAGGAGAUGAAUGGAAUGCCAGACUUGCUGGAGACUAAAGAGGUCUUCUGGAAUCAAUUCGACUCGAAAUAUGAAGGUGCCUCGAAGUUUCCCUCGUUAGUCAGCCACAUAGAGAAGAUGAAAUCCUAUCGACUGGACAGAAUGACCGACGUAACGAUGACGGUGGACCAACUGCGAACGGCAUUCGAUGCAUCCUUGAAGGAGACUCGCCUCCAAAUACCGGAGCUGAUGAGCGUUAAGAAACGGCACGAGGUGGAAAUUGCUUCGGCAGUUGUAGCGUCGCUUUGUACGGUGGUGGCCGGCAAAAACUCCGGCAACGAUCUUGGGCAGGUGGCGGUCAUCGAUGCCGGCGAUGGAAAAGGGUACCUCUCGUCGAGGGUGGCGCUGGAGCAUGGCAUUAAGGUGCUGGGGAUUGAUUCCAACGAGGGGCACACGGCAAGUGCCGAAAAGCGCAGAGAUAAGUUGAAGAAAAAGGUGCCUAAGGCAGUUAAAAAGCUAGAACUCCCAAGCGACGAUUACUUCAACAAUUUACUGGAAAAUGAUCCCAGCGCACAACCAAACUACAAAACCACCACCAAACUGAUCGACUUCGACACCAAUCUGAUCGAGAUGGUCCGCGAGCAAUUCCCAGACUCCCAAGCGAGCCAGUUCUGUUUGGCGGGACUGCAUACCUGUGGCAACCUGGGACCGAACUGCUUGCGCCUGUUUCACCAGAACCCACACAUCCAGGCGCUGUGCAACGUGGGCUGCUGUUAUCAUCUGCUGAUCGAGGAGUUCGUGGUGGAUCGGUUCUACAACGCGGACAAGGUGAAGGACAACCCGGGAUUUGGAUUUCCGAUGAGUCAAUUCCUGCGGGAGAAGAGUUUCCAUUUGGGUCGGAAUUCCAGGAAUUUGGCUGCGGAGUCCAUUGAGAGGUCUUGUUUCAAUCGGGAGAAUCCAAGCGACAAGUUGGGUUAUAGAGCCAUGCUGGAAAUUAUGCUGCUGCAGUUGGGAGCCGAAGCGGACAAACAGGUAGGUAAGCUGAAAUGUUCGGAUUUCGUGGAUUAUGUGAGGAAAGCGCUGCGAAGGUUGAACGUUGACGACUCAGGGAUUUCGGAGCAGUUUCUUAAAGAUUUAGAAAACAAAUUUCAAGUGGAGCUGGAACAGUUGAAAGUAUUCUAUUUGUAUCGAAUGACGUUUGCUCCCGUUUUGGAGGGGGUAAUUCUGUUAGACCGCCUUCUUUUCCUCAAAGAAUGUGGGUACGAUAAUAGUUUCCUGGUGAAGCUAUUCGAUCCGGUUGUAUCACCACGUUGUUACUCUAUUUUAGCGUUUAAAUAAACUAUGAAUACUUAUUCUAAA